GAUUUAUGUUAGGUUAGGUUGCAUUAAAGGUAAAAUAAAAUUAUAUAUUAAAUUAUUAUUAAAAUACGUGAAAAUCAGGUUUAAUCUUUAUUAAGAAAUGGAAGAAAUACAAGAAUAUAGUAAGACGUGUAAAGUAGAAAUAGAGUAUAACGACUUAGAUAAUCCUCCUCUGGAUGGUUUUAAAUGUGAAAUUAAGAAGGAAUCUGAUACAGAAACUACAGAUGAUAAUAUUUUGAAUUGUUUAGCCUUAAAGGAAUUUCCCGUAAAGACUGAAUUAGACGAAGAUGGAAAUAAACUGACCUGUUUUAAAGCAAAACAAAAGACUGAAGAAGGUUUUACUCAAGAGGAGAACAAUAUGGAAACAUAUUUUAAAUAUUCGUCCGAUAAAGAAUACUAUGUGAGUCAGUACGCUGAUGAGGGACCUUACAAUAAUUGUGAAAUUUCCUUGAAGAACGUUUCUCAAACAUCUAGUUUGAAAAGACAUUUGACGGUACACACUGGAGAAAAAUGUUACAAGUGUGGCAUUUGUUUUAAGCAGUUUCCUUCAGCAAGUCAUUUGAAGAAACAUUUGAGAGUGCACACUGGCGAAAAGCCUUACAAGUGUGAAAUUUGUUCUAAGCAAUUUAGUCAAGCAGGCAGUUUGAAAGACCAUUUGAGAGUGCACACUGGGGAAAACCCUUACAAGUGUAAAAUUUGUUUUAUGCAGUUUAAAAUUAAUGGUAAUCUGAAAAGACAUAUGCGAGUGCACACUGGGAAAAAACCUUACAAGUGUGAAAUUUGUUUUAAACAAUUUUCUCAAAAAUGUUACUUGAAUGUACAUUUGAGUGUGCACACUGGGGAAAAACCUCAAAAGUGUGAAAUUUGUUUUAAGCAGUUUAGUGAAGUACGUCAAUUGAAAAGACAUAUGAGAGUGCACACUGUGGAACCAUCUUACAAGUGUGAUAUUUGUUUUAAGAAGUUUAGGGAACUAGACCAAUUGAAAGCACAUGUAAUAGUGCACACUGGGGAAAAACCUUAUCAGUGUGAAACUUGUUUUAAACAAUUUUCUCAUAAAGGUACUUUGAAUACACAUUUGAGAGUGCACACUUUGGAAAAACCAUAUACGUGUGAAAUUUGUUUUAAGCAUGUACGUAUAUUGAAAAGGCAUAUGAGAGUGCACACUGUGGAAACAGCUUACAAGUGUGAAAUUUGUUUUAAGCAAUUUAGUUAUGCAGCUUAUUUGAAAAGACAUUUGGAAGUGCACACUGAGGAAAAACCGCAUAAGUGUGAAAUUUGUUUUAAGCGGUUUAGAGAAGAACAUCAAUUGAAAAGACAUACUAUAAUGCAUACUGGUGAAACUUACAAGUGUGAAAUUUGUCUUAAGGAGUUUAGAGAAGGAUAUCAAUUGAAAAGGCAUACGAGAAUUCGUACUGUGGAAACUUACAAGUGUAAAAUUUGUUUAAAACAAUUUUCUCAAACAUGUCAUUUGAAUACACAUUCGAAUGUGCACACUCGGGAAAAAUCUCACAAGUGUGAAAUUUGUUUUAAGCAAUUUAGUCAUCCGGGUUCUUUGAAAAGACAUUUAAAAGUACACACUGGAGAAGCACCUUACAAGUGUGAAAUUUGUUUUAAGCAGUUUACAGAAGAACAUAAAUUGAAAAUACAUACGAAAGUGCAUACUAGAGAAACUUAUAAGUGUGAAAUUUGUUUUAAGCAAUUUACUAGAAAAAAUAAUUUGAAGGUACAUUCGAGGUUUCACACUGGAGAAAAACUUGGAGUAAACAAAUAGCUGCCAAUUAAAUUAUUCAAACUGAAUAAAUGUAUUAACCCUUAAAA
Molecule: messenger RNA, 1815 nt
Organism: Diabrotica virgifera virgifera (western corn rootworm)
Lineage: Eukaryota; Metazoa; Arthropoda; Insecta; Coleoptera; Chrysomelidae
Product: zinc finger protein 226-like
Exons: 2
Coding region: 98-1768 (556 amino acids)
Source: RefSeq, a predicted model, not a curated record